Messenger RNA from Coccinella septempunctata (seven-spotted ladybird), 246 nucleotides. RefSeq names its product anaphase-promoting complex subunit 13. Gene Ontology annotation, biological process: protein K11-linked ubiquitination. Lineage: Eukaryota; Metazoa; Arthropoda; Insecta; Coleoptera; Coccinellidae. The record is from RefSeq and is a predicted model, not a curated record. Gene Ontology annotation, cellular component: anaphase-promoting complex. The transcript has a single exon. The coding region runs from base 37 to 246 and encodes 69 amino acids.
GUGGAAGCUCUCUAGAAGCUAAAAUUCGUGUUUCAAAUGGAUGGAACAUUAUUCAUCGAUGGCUUUUUAGUUGACCUGAUAGAUGAUGAAUGGAGAUCCGAUAAACUACCUACGGAUGAUAUAGAAGUUCCUACCCACGAACUAUCCGACCCUGAAGCUGACGCAGCUGAUUCACAUAUAAGCCUAAAAGAGCAGGAACAAAGGUGGUCGGAUGUUAACUUGAAUUCGCUCAUUGAACGUUUUUAA